CUCUCUGUGUCUUAUUAGCCUGAACUCUUUAAGGAUGUCAUGUUAAUUAUGGGAACGGCUCAAAGGUGAGCAUACAGGAUGGAUUAAUUUUGGGACGGAUGACGCUUUACUAUAUUUGAGUUUUAGCACAAAGAGAAAACACAAGUCAGCUCAUCCAAGCAACGCACAGAAGAAAGCUAAUUCGCGCACAAGCAUGGCAGACCAGAAAGACCGACCAGAAGACUUUAAAGUCCAGACAGUGAAGAAUACCAACAUCAACUCGGCCCAGCUUCGGCCGCACAGUGAACACUCGAGAGACCGCGCUUCCAAAAGGCUCUCCACCGACUCAAAUGGGACCAGCGAAGGAGGUGUGGGUUCCUCCACGCCGGUGGAGUUGACAGCUUUAGAAGAAGCUUUCCGGCGUUUCGCCAUUCACGGCGACACGCGUGCUACGGGCAAAGACAUGCACGGGAAGAACUGGUCCAAGCUCUGCAAGGACUGCGGCGUGAUCGACGGCAAGAAUAUCACCCUCACUGACGUCGAUAUCGUCUUCUCCAAAGUCAAGAAGAAAUCCUGUCGCACCAUCACGUACGAUGAGUUCAAGAAUGCGCUAGGAGAGCUAGCCAGGAAGAAGUACAAAGAGAAGACUGGAGAGGAAGCCGAGGCUGAAGUAUUCAAGCUGAUUGAAGGGAAGACGCCCGUGAUCGCCGGGGUCACGAGGGCCGUCGCUUCCCCUACAGUGAACCGCCUGACAGACACCACCAAGUUCACGGGGUCGCACAAGGAGCGCUUCGACGACACGGGACGCGGGAAGGGUAAGGCGGGACGAGUCGACCUGGUCGAUACUUCGGGAUACGUCUCGGGAUACAAGCAUCGAGGGACCUAUGAAAAGAAGGUCACCAAACCCCCCGGUGCUAAACCCAUGUGAGCGUAACGGAGAUACAGAAAUAUGGAUCGAGGAUCGGCGAGGAUCGUUUUAGUACUCCCAAAAAAAAAUACAUUAUCAUAUAUUUUCCCACCCGGUUGUUUUGUGUGUGGAGAGAGUUCCUCCCCUUGUGAAAGUGUGAGAACUGGAAAACUGUUUACAUCUAUUUUUACAAAGUCUUCACCAGCUGGUACAUUCCUGUCUAAUAGUGAGAAAUUGCCAAGAGGAGAACGACGCCGAUGAUGAUGAUGAUGAAGCUCUGUUGUUUUGAUCGGGCCUUAAAAUAUUUAUCAAGCACAAUGAACAAUGAAAGCCAAUUAAAACAGCACAAAAAGCUUUUAUCUAAUAACACUGCACAAAAAAUACUUUCUACACCCAUUUUAGGAUUUAAAUUGGCCGUGUUCCAGAUAAUUGGCACACAUUUGUAUAUGUAUAUUUAAUAUUCUGAUUUGUGUCUAUUACUUGUCUAGUCUCCCUACUUUUGCUGUUCAUAUUCUUUCUUUUAUAAAAUCAGCCAUUUUGUUUCUCCCAAGUCAAAUUAAUGAACAAUUACCAAAUUCUUAAUCUGUAAAUUUAGGGGUCGAAAGCGCAAUUGUGCAAGAUUGUAUUUUUGAGAUUAGAUACCCCCCCCCAAAAAAAAUGCCUCUAAUAUAUUUGUGGUUAGAUUGUGUAUUAACUACUAACCGGAGCCACUUGUUUAAUAUGGCUUAAUAUUCCUUUCUGUGUUUCUGUACUUUGUGCAUGUUAUGAUGUAUUUUACAUUUGAGAAGCACAGAAAUGAUUUGUUGUAUUUGAUCUACUGUGCCUGCUGUAAGGACGGACUACUGGACAGUUGUUUUCUUGCUUAGAAAUCGGAAGUGAUGAUGAAACGGUGUUGUCGCUCGAAUUGUAUACAAUAUGUACAAAGUUGGCCUGCCAUCAAAUGCUGUUAUAUUUCUUAUCCAGAGAACCUUUAACGUGUGGUCCUGUCAUCUGAGGCACAAAUUUGAAGGGAAUGCCGGUUACGUCCUUAAAUACUGAAAAGGAAAAAAAAUCCAAACUUUUUGUAGAACAUUUUUAACAUAGUGUUUGUUGUCACACUUGCCUGCAACCGCAAAAGUAUUGCAGCUUAUUUGUGUGAUUAUUUUGUCCGCUCGAGUAAGCUCCCCGUGCUUAAUGCCAAAUACUGCGCACCUUUCAUGUGGAGGAACGAUACGUGUUAUUAUUUUUGAAUUCAUAACAUUUUAAUGUGCUAUUGUGUCCCCCCCGGUGCAUGCAGUGGAUCUUUGUACUUGUUCUUUAGAACUCUUAAUUGUGUGUUGAUGAUUUGUAGUGUAUUCUUGAGAAUAAAACAAAAAGGGCACAUCGAACAAA
This is a messenger RNA of Syngnathus acus (greater pipefish), 2257 nucleotides long. RefSeq names its product tubulin polymerization-promoting protein. Lineage: Eukaryota; Metazoa; Chordata; Actinopteri; Syngnathiformes; Syngnathidae. The record is from RefSeq and is a predicted model, not a curated record. Gene Ontology annotation, molecular function: tubulin binding. Gene Ontology annotation, cellular component: microtubule. The transcript has 5 exons. The coding region runs from base 194 to 907 and encodes 237 amino acids. Gene Ontology annotation, biological process: positive regulation of protein polymerization; microtubule bundle formation; microtubule polymerization.